This is a messenger RNA of Stylophora pistillata, 2080 nucleotides long. Its product is annotated as UDP-glucuronosyltransferase 2C1-like. Lineage: Eukaryota; Metazoa; Cnidaria; Anthozoa; Scleractinia; Pocilloporidae. Gene Ontology annotation, molecular function: UDP-glycosyltransferase activity. The record is from RefSeq and is a predicted model, not a curated record.
UCGAAAUGACUGACCACAAAACUGACAUGGUUGUCACAGUGCUAGCCUCGCUGUGUUUUCUGGUCACUUUUAUCCAAGCUUCUGAUAGUCACAUCGUUGGAAUACCAAGCAUUGGAACAAGUCAUGGACUUGUUUACGUCAAAAUCGGACGAGAACUUGCCAAGAGAGGUUACAGGUACAGUCUUGUUGUACCAACCUGGCAAGCGAAUGAAAUAGGACCCAGUUUGUAUGGCAUUGCAGUGAAAUCUUAUAACUCUCAAACAAAUGCGGAUGAUCUGGAAAAAGUGAUAAUAAGAGAAGCAGAAGGCAAGCUAAAUAUCACCGAGAGAAAUGAUUUUUGGAAGUCUACGUGCGAGAGUUUGCUGAGUGACAGAGCUCUGUUGAAAAGCCUGGAACCGGUAGACUUGAUUGUUUGUGAUAUCACAAGCAUAUGUUGUGCUAUUGUGGCAGAUUUGCUGAAAGUGAAUCGCGUUGACUUGGCUCCCAUCGGAUUUGUAGAUCCCUAUGUGAGUUUCAUUCACAACUUUCCUUCCCCUGUGGCCUAUGUUCCGCACGGAACUGUCAAACUUCCCAAGAGGAUGUCAUUUUUAGACAGGUUACAAAACCUGUUAUUGUACAUCUUGGGGUAUGUUAUGCACGAGUUUGUUUUCAUGCCACCCUUUGAAGAUCUGUGGAGGACUCAUGUCAAAGACAGUAAGUUUUCUAGUCUCAGUGAAGUAUUCAGAGCCACAGGAUUGUUAAUAAUUCCACAUGACUUUGCUUUGGAUUUUCCAAGGCCUUUUGGAGCCCAUGUGAAAGUGGUUGGGCCCAUACUUCCCGAAGAGCCUAAACCACUUCCGGAAGACACAGAGAAUUUCAUCUCUCAUGGAGAAUUAAAAGAACUAGUUGUUGUUUCAUUUGGGACUGUCAUUUCAAAUUUCAAACCAGAGUUUGUUGAUACCAUAGCAAAAGGGCUUAUGCAGGUUCCAUCUAAGGUGAUAUGGAAAUACAAUGGUGACUUGAACUUACUACCUCAAAACAUGAGCAAAAAUGUCAGAAUAGUACCGUGGAUGAAGCAAAAUUAUCUACUGGGACAUACAGCUACAAAGGUGUUUUUUACUCAUGGGGGUUUAAACAGUGUCCUUGAGGGUGCUUAUCAUGGGACACCCAUGGUUGUUUUGCCUCUAUUUGGUGACCAACCUGCGAAUGCCAUGAAAGUUUAUGAGGCUGGUAUUGGUGUGAUACUGGACUUGCAAAAGUUAACUCCAAAUGUGGUAACAAAUGCAUUGCUUGAAGUUCUCAGAAAUUCCAGUUACAAAGAAAAUGCUGUAAGAGUUUCCAGAUUGAUUCGUCACAGGAGAGUCACACCAACUGAAGAAGCCUGUGACUGGAUUGAAUAUGGGCUUUAUAACAAAGCAGGAUUGCAUUUAAGGAGUGAAGCUGACAACUUGUACUUUUUCCAAAUUUAUCUCCUAGAUGUGUUUCUUUUUGUAGGAAUGAUUGUUGUCUGUUUUAUGAUUUUGUUCUACUUUUGUCUGAAGUAUUGCUUACAACACAUCAUACAAAAGUGCUCUAAAAAAUCAAAGGCAGAGUAGAUUUAAAAAAAAAUUACAUUUUAGAAUUCAGAAAAAGUGACAAAACACUUUUAAAUUUUUUUCUCAUUUGCAUUUAGUUCAUUAGAUAUACGUUCUCCGGAUUGAAGGUAGAUAAUUUGCAAUUAACAUCACUAUCUCAAAAGAAACUAUUAAGCAAAUUAUGAAUUAAAUAAAUAGCCAAAUGAUUGUGGUACAAAAAUAACAGUUUAAUGACUUUAUAAGCCUGUCAUCACUGCAAAAGUUAAAUGUUUUGGAAUUCUCAAGUAAAUGGUCAGUCAAAAAAAUUUCAAUUUUCUUUUAUGCCUAAAAUCUCUUACUUAUUUUAUCCUAUUUCCCAUUUACUUGAGAUGGAAUGAAGACCCUCCCAUUGGCUAGCUAUGAGGCUGUGUGCUGCUGGUUACCUUUCUGGGGUGGAUCCAGGGGUGGUUAGGUUGAACCCCCCUAACUUAUCACUCAGAACGCUGGAAAUCAUAUUUCUGAAGACCUAAUUUUCAAAAUCUCGGACC